This is a messenger RNA of Dibothriocephalus latus, 654 nucleotides long. Lineage: Eukaryota; Metazoa; Platyhelminthes; Cestoda; Diphyllobothriidea; Diphyllobothriidae. The record is from the annotation of a GenBank genome assembly.
AUGUGUGUUGACGCAAUUUACAUAGCAUGUCAGGAAUUUGUUGACUGGGUUGACGGUGGAUGCUGGCUUUCCCUCUCCGAGGACGCCUCACGUACCUCCUCCCUCCUUGUGCUCCGAGAGGUCCCCUUACGCAGUCGUUCACAGUCCGCCGGAUCGGACGUAGUUGACGGUGACGCGGACUCCCUCUUAGUGCCCUUGAAUUCUGCCACGUCUAACAAGACCUCCGUUGAACAUGCCUUCAUGCUACGGCUCGAUGUGGAGGACGUUUCGCCGUGCCUAGACUUUGCUGACAAGAAGAUCUGCAGUGCCCUACGCUCAGCUCUACCUUCGCUUUCCGUAGAAAUAGAGCCGCUAGAAGGCAAAUCACCCGGCGUCAAGCAGCACUGUCCACUCAUGACCGGACAGAAUUGCGCCUUCCGACUCUUGGUGGAGGUCACGAAGCCAGACGGAUCCUCCGAGUCGCAUAGGUGGCCAAUUUCAAGCGCUGCUCGUCAGAGAAUCGCUGCGGUGGCCGACCUAUUCCAGUACCUCACACUAAUCCGUCGAGGUCUCACAGGUACCCCCAGUUCUCUAGAUUCCCCGCAAACGUCGGAGCGGCCCACACUGACCUCAGCCGAGACGCAGAAAACCCUGCGUUGGCAUCAGUUUGAAAAU